AUGGCGGACGCAACAGCUAACAGCGGAAGCUGGUCAGCUUUCCUCAAGUCAAUCGCCUCCUUCAAUGGCGACCUCUCCUCCCUGACCGCGCCCCCCUUCAUCCUCUCGUCGCAGUCCCUCACCGAAUUCUCCUCCUACUGGGCCACCCACCCGCCCAUCUUCACCGCCGCCGCAGCAGAGUCCGACCCCGCAAAGCGUGCCAUGCUCGUGCUCAAGUGGUUCCUCUCCACGCUCAAGCACCAGUACGCCUCCCGCAGCGAGCAGUUCGGCAACGAGAAGAAGCCCCUGAACCCCUUCCUGGGCGAGCUCUUCCUCGGCAGCUGGAACGACGAGGCCGGCAAGACGACGCUCAUCUCCGAGCAGGUCAGCCACCACCCGCCCGCGACUGCCUACUGCAUCCGCAACGAGAAGACGGGCGUCCAGCUCGAGGGCUACAACGCCCAAAAGGCCUCCUUCAAGAGCACAAUCAUCGUCAAGCAGAUUGGCCACGCCGUGCUCACCAUCCCCGUUGGCUCUGGCGACAGUAAAGAGCUUGAGCGCUACCUCAUCACCCUGCCUUCGCUGCACAUUGAGGGCCUCAUCUUUGGCGCCCCCUUUGUCGAAUUAGACGGCUCAACCACCAUCACCAGCUCGAGCGGCUACUCUGCCAAGAUUGACUACAGCGGAAAGGGCUGGCUGUCUGGUAAGAAGAACACAGUCAUCGCUACCGUCUUCCCCACCGACAACGAGAAGGAGGUCCUUUACAACGUCACCGGCCAAUGGACCAAGGAAUUCGAAAUCUACGAGGGCCCCGCCAAGAAGAACUCAAAAUCCACCCUGGUGUCCGUCUACGAUGCCGCGGGCACUUCUCAGUCUGAACUGAAGCUCGAGCCCCUCGAGAAGCAGCACCCCCUCGAAUCCCGCCGCGCCUGGAGCAAAGUCGCCGAGGCCAUCCAAAAGAGCGACAUGGACACCGUCUCCAUCGAGAAGACCAAGAUCGAGCAGGCCCAGCGCCUCAUGCGCGCCAAGGAGAACGCAGGGAACCAUACCUGGGAGCGGAGGUACUUCAAGGCUGCCACCGAGGACGAGACGCUCACAUUGCUGGGCAAGGCUGCGGGCGUACCCUUGGAUGGCGACAAGGACAAGACAGGUGGCCUGUGGAGAUUUGAUGCCGAGAAGGCUGCCAAGGCCGAUGCUGAACAGCUCAAUGACGAACAAGUCGCUGAGAUCGAAAAGGAGCUCUUGGGUCAAUAA
This is a messenger RNA of Trichoderma asperellum CBS 433.97, 1233 nucleotides long. RefSeq lists its product as uncharacterized. Gene Ontology annotation, cellular component: cytosol; membrane; intracellular membrane-bounded organelle. Gene Ontology annotation, molecular function: oxysterol binding. NCBI's taxonomy places the organism in Eukaryota, Fungi, Ascomycota, Sordariomycetes, Hypocreales, Hypocreaceae. The record is from RefSeq and is a predicted model, not a curated record.